AUGAACAUGCUUAGUUUCGCAUCACGAAUCUCAUUUCUUCUGCUGAUGCUGCUAUGUGCCCUCACAUUCCACAGAAGCUUCAGCUGCCAUGACAGGGAUCGAACUUUGCUAUUAAUGUUCAAACAAGGCGUUGUUGAUCCUUCAGGCCGCCUCUCCUCUUGGUCCUCUACGAACCAAGAUUGCUGUUCAUGGCAAGGAGUUACGUGUGAUCUCGACACCAGCAGGGUCCGAUAUCUUCUUUUGUCCAAUUACUUCACGCAAAAUGAAUCCUUGAGAGGUGAAAUCAACUUAUCUUCUUUACUCGCACUUGAAUUUCUGGAAGCUCUGGACUUGCACUACAAUGAUUUUGAACGUUUAAGCACACCAUCUCUAAAUAAUUCUGCUGCAAAUUUUUCUCGGCUUUCUUCUCUCGGCCUAUCAUACAACAUGCAUCUUCCCAUUGAUAAUCUUCAUUGGCUCUCUAAACUUCCUUCCCUAACAUCGCUCGCACUUGGUGGCAUUCAUCUUCCUAGUGAAACGAAAUGGCUUGAUCUCGGUCUAAAUGAUUUUACCUAUGGACUACCUAAUUGGUUGUUCAAUCUUAGCAAAGAUCUUUCCUAUCUUCAACUCGAUCAUUGCAAUUUGAGAGGUCCAAUUCCAGAUUUUUCAAGCUAUCGAAAUCUAUGGGCGUUAGAUCUAUCUGACAACAAACUCGAAGGACCGAUACCUGAUUGGCUGGGCCAGUUUGAAAAAUUAUUUGUGCUUGAUCUCUCUGUUAACUCGUUUCACGGUUCCAUUCCUUCUAAUCUCGUAAACGCAUCACAAAUAGAAUAUUUAAAUAUCAGCUUCAAUGACUUGAGUGGUACACUUCCAAAAAACCUUGACAAAAGGCAAUUUGCAACUUUGGAUUUGUCUCACCACUCAAUUAGUGGAGAUAUAUCGAACAUGUUGCUGGACGGUGGGUAUAUUUCUAUGUCAUUUAAAAAAUUCAAAGGACGGCUUCCUCGAGUAUCCAAUCAGGUCUCAGUUUUGGAUUUAGCUUACAACUCUUUUUCAGGAUCUUUAUCGUCUUUAUUGUGUCACCCUGAUCCGAUCAACCAGCAUUGGUUGGGGUAUUUAGACAUAUCAAAUAAUUAUCUGGCCGAAGAACUUCCUGAAUGUUUGGGCAGUUGGACUUCCUUGUCUUAUAUAUACCUAGGGAAUAAUCGUAUGGUUGGUCAAGUUCCUCCAAGGAUGGGUUCAUCGUUUUAUCACCUGAAGGUGCUAGAUCUACAUAAUAAUAAGUUUUCUGGUCAUGUACCUUGGACCUUUCAUAAUUGCACAUAUUUGGUGCUGAUUAAUUUAGAAGGCAACCACUUUUCUGGAAGUAUGCUAACAUGGUUACCACAAAAUGUAUCAGUUGUGAAGCUAAGAUCCAAUCAACUCACGGGCACCAUUCCUCCCCAACUAUGUAGUCACUCUAGUUUGAUUGUAUUAGAUCUUGCAAAUAAUAAACUUUCAGGACCAAUUCCUCAGUGUCUACUCAAUAUAACCAGUAUGAUUACAGGAGUUCUUGCAAAUGCUUUAACCAUCGAAGGUCAACAAUUAGAGUAUGUGAAAAAUCUAAAACUUGUCCGGAGUUUUGAUCUGUCAGCUAACAGACUAUCAGGAGAAAUUCCUGCACAAUUGUUCAAGCUCACCAAGCUACAAUCCUUGAACUUGUCUUACAAUUAUUUGACAGGAGAGAUAUCUGAGCACAUUGGAGAUAUGAAAAAUCUAGAAUCUCUUGAUUUCUCCCAUAACAGUCUUCAUGGGAACAUUCCUCAAAGCAUGGCUGGUCUAUCUUUUCUAAGUGAUUUGAAUCUCUCAUACAACCAUCUCAAUGGACAAAUCCCACUGGGGACACAGCUUCAGAGUUUUGACGCGUGGAGUUAUAUUGGGAAUCCAGACCUUUGUGGAGCUCCUCUUCAAAAGAACUGCACAAUACCAGAAAAACCAGACAAUACAAAGCAGGUUGAAGGAAAUGACGAAGAUGCUUUUUUGAGAUCAUUGUAUCUUGGGAUGGGAGUUGGAUUUGCAGUGGGAUCCUGGAUAGUUUGUGGUUCUUUGUUCCUGAACAGAGCAUGGAGGCACGCUUACUUUCAAUUCUUCAAUGGUGUGGUGGAUCGAAUAUAUGUCACUGUGGUCAUAAGACUUCAAAGAUUCCGUUGA
Prosopis cineraria is the source of this 2169-nucleotide messenger RNA. Its product is annotated as receptor-like protein EIX2. The record is from RefSeq and is a predicted model, not a curated record. Lineage: Eukaryota; Viridiplantae; Streptophyta; Magnoliopsida; Fabales; Fabaceae. The transcript is spliced from 3 exons. Gene Ontology annotation, molecular function: protein binding. The coding region runs from base 1 to 2169 and encodes 722 amino acids.